Messenger RNA from Stegostoma tigrinum, 4357 nucleotides. RefSeq names its product transcription factor CP2 (gene tfcp2). Gene Ontology annotation, cellular component: nucleus. The transcript is spliced from 17 exons. The record is from RefSeq and is a predicted model, not a curated record. Gene Ontology annotation, molecular function: DNA-binding transcription activator activity, RNA polymerase II-specific; RNA polymerase II cis-regulatory region sequence-specific DNA binding. Gene Ontology annotation, biological process: regulation of transcription by RNA polymerase II. Lineage: Eukaryota; Metazoa; Chordata; Chondrichthyes; Orectolobiformes; Stegostomatidae. Bases 208 to 1800 code for a protein of 530 amino acids.
GGCGCCAUCUUUGAUGGGUCGGACAUGGCGCGCGGUGAGUGAGCAGUGAGCGCGCCCUUCCCUUUGGGUUCAGUAGCUUCUGAUUUCCAGGCUUUCACUCAGCCUCUUCCGCAUUGGGGAAAAGAACCUUUAUUCUGAGCGCUUUUAACUUCCUUCGAGCGCAACUUGUUUCUAACUCGCACUACUGGCCUUGAUUUGCGUGUCGCCAUGGCCUGGGCGCUGAAGAUGCCGAUGCCGGAUGAGGUGAUUGAAUCUGGGUUGGUGCAGGAUUUCGAUGCCAGUUUGUCUGGAAUCGGUCAGGAAUUGGGCGCAGGAGCCUAUAGCAUGAGUGAUGUCCUUGCACUGCCGAUCUUCAAACAGGAAGAGUCCAACUUGCCACCAGAGAAUGAGAAUAAACUGUUACCCUUUCAGUAUGUCCUGUGUGCUGCUACCUCUCCAGCUGUGAAACUCCAUGAUGAAACGCUUACGUAUCUUAACCAAGGGCAGUCGUACGAAAUCAGAAUGCUUGAUAAUCGGAAAAUUGGAGAGUUGCCUGAAAUCAAUGGCAAAUAUGUGAAGAGUAUUAUCCGAGUGGUGUUUCAUGACCGGCGUCUACAGUACACUGAGCACCAGCAGUUGGAAGGAUGGAGGUGGAACCGGCCGGGAGACAGGAUCCUAGAUUUAGAUAUCCCUUUAUCAGUAGGAAUUGUUGACCCUAGAGCAAAUCCAACACAACUAAAUACGGUAGAGUUUCUUUGGGACCCUUCAAAGAGAACCUCUGUAUUUAUCCAGGUGCACUGUAUCAGUACUGAAUUCACAACACGGAAACAUGGAGGAGAAAAGGGUGUGCCUUUCCGAAUUCAAAUAGAUACAUUCAAAGAGAAUGAAAAUGGUGAAUACACUGAGCAUCUUCAUUCAGCUAGCUGCCAAAUCAAAGUGUUCAAGCCAAAGGGCGCUGAUAGAAAACAGAAAACAGAUAGGGAAAAGAUGGAAAAACGAACUCCUCAGGAGAAGGAAAAGUAUCAGCCUUCUUACGAUACGACCAUUCUCACAGAGUGUUCUCCCUGGCCAGAUAUCUCCUACGUUAACAAUACAGCAUCUCCUGGCUUCACCAGUUCGCAGGGCAGUUAUACCAUUGCUGAAGGAAAUGGAUCCCCUCAUCAUCAGCCUGAUCCGGUUCCUGCAAGCACUGAUCUCAAUAAUUCUACUGAAUUUUCACUAAAUUUGACACUGGGAUCCUUUCGCAAGUGGGCUUGUCGGGAACUGUCCGUGUCUCCCGUCUCCGAAAAUCAGAAUCUGUUGCCAACAGCCACACCUCAGGACGCUCAGCAGUGGUUACACAGAAAUCGAUUUUCUCCAUACUGCAGGCUCUUCGCAAACUUCUCUGGUGGCGAUUUGUUAAAGCUGACUAGAGAUGAUGUUAUCCAAAUAUGUGGCCCUGCAGAUGGAAUCCGACUCUUCAAUGCCCUAAAAGGAAGGAUGGUCAGACCAAGGCUGACAAUUUAUGUUUGUCAGGAACUGCAACAAAUUCGAGAGCAGCAACAGCACAAACAUGAAAAUGGUGAUUCUGUGAGCUGUUCUUUCUAUGUGUACCAUGCAAUUUAUUUUGAAGAAUUAACAGCAGUUGAAAUGACAGAGAAGAUUGCUCAACUUUUCAAUAUUUCUCCUCGUCAAAUCCAUCAGAUUUACAAGCAGGGACCCACUGGUAUUCACGUGCUUGUGAGUGAUGAGAUGAUCCAGAACUUCCAGGAUGAGUCUUGUUUCAUUUUAGACACAUUAAAAGCUGAGGGCAGUGACAGUUACCAUAUAAUCCUCAAGUGAGUACUUUCCAUGGAUAGCAUCUUCAGUGAAUGACUUUACCCCUCAUUUGUGGUUCUUGCUCUUGGGCAAAAAAUAUUUACAGGCCCUUAAAAAGAUAAGAGGAUGUUGCUGCCUAUCUUGCUCAUGUUGGAGGAAUCACGAUGGAAUUACAUACAUGUUCAGCAGCAUGACACAAGUGACUAAAGUUUGUUGAAACAAAUUCUUACUGGCAGUUAGAGGCACAAGAUUGUGUAAUGGGAAAGAAGACCAUAUGUGAGCAUGUGUUUCUGAGAAAUUGGAUUUUCCUGUUAAACUAUGAUGGAAAAUUGCUCCUAAUGACCAUAUGUUAAAAAUAUAUUCACUGCUGACCUUGAUUGGAGAGAUGAAUGGGCUGGUUAGAGCCUAACAAAUCUACUGGUUGUUUUUCAUGCUUGAUUUUACACUUUUUCUCUUUUUCUGUUCACCAUGAGAGUGCCAAGGGAAUGGAAGCUAGUUCAGGCAUGCAUUUUGAAUGAUUUAGCCUGGUCAAGAGUUCCACUUGAGCUGCUUAUACGUGCAGUAACCUGCACAUGUUGAAUCAUCUAAAUUUCAGUUCAUAGUGAGUAAUCUGGCCUAAACCUUUUGUGCAACUUGAUGUGAUUGAACCCUGCUUUGGGUGCAUUGCUUUGACUGAGAAUAGCUGGCUUGAAUCAUAACUUAUUUAUUUACUUGGGCUGUACUUGGAGGUUGAGUAUCUCUCCAGCUGGUUGUGGAUUUCCGCUAAUUUUAUGUUGUAUAUCUGGUUCUGGUUGAUCACUUAUGAAACAAGAUUGCUCACCACAUGUGCUAGUGCUCUCUAUAGUCCUACCCUGCCAAGUGAAAACUGAAGUUAAAAAAGGUGGCUAGUAGAACAGUUUAAAGUGAUUUCUAAAGUGUGUAAAAUCAGACUGGUUUUUAAUUAUGCCAGCAGUAUUGAAGAUUGAAUAUCAACAUAUUCUUAACUUUUUAUUUGAACACUGUAGUUUAAUUUGUCUAAUACUUAGGACAGUGCAUAAAUUAGGUGUUCCUAUCAUAGUUCACUGAAGUGCUCACCCAUAUUCUGUCCCACAUAUGGCUGUAACAACGUGGGAACCUGCAUCGGGUACACUAUCCAACGAAGCAUUUAUAAUGGAAAAAUCUACUGUCUUCUGCCUGAUGGGAAACUUUUUUUUACUUUUCAUUUCCAAUGCUAUAAAGACUUGCAAUUCUUCAAUUUCUACAAAGGCACUGAAUUUGAUUGUUCUGUGCAUGUCUGUAACAACUCAGAGAAACCAUGGAACCUAUAAUGGUGAGAUUCUAAAUAGGCUAGUUUGUAAUCCACCUAUUAUUACACACCUCUGGAGAGCCAGAGAUCCCAGUAUAUUAAAAGGAGUGGAGAUUAACAAUGGAAGCUCGUCCAGCAAAAGAAUGUUUCACAUUCCUCAUCCUCAAGUACAGCUGCACAACUGCUAAAUAAGCUCUUUAAGCCUUUUUUUAAAAUGUAGAUAUUGGUGGAAUUUAGCCACUCAAAGUAGCAUCAUUUAGGAUUGGGGAACGUUGGGUGCAAAUAUCUAACUAUAUACUAUUUUUACAAAAAGUCAGCUAAUUGCUUUCCCUGCCAGUGACAAUUAGCAAUGCCCUCAAACUCCAGUUGGUUUCCCUUUAAGAAAUAUAAGGAAAUGCAUCAAAAUGGAAGUGCUGAGAGGUUUGGACACUUAAAAUUGAAACAGGGCUUGCAACUGAGGGAGUGGCUGAGAGAACCAGUUCAGUUCAGUGAAGUUGGACUCUCUCCAUUGCAUACUUUAGCAUAAUUUUUUUGUUUAAUCAAACUUUUUCAUGGUUUCCCCCUUCCUCUUUUCCUCCUCCUUCCUCCUUUCACCCCCCCCCCCUCCCCCAUACUUAAAAAUAGAUUUUUGGCUGUGUAUGGUAUGGCAGACUGUCUCAGCAAUAUAUUUUAUAUUGUGGGUUGAGACUUGAGAGCAUCUUGUAGACCAAUUGCAACAAUAUAGAAUUGAUGAUUUGAAGGCAUCCCUCUCAGUUGUAGCUGCUGUACAGCGGCAUGUUUGCAGACCUUGAAUGGGCUGGCACAUUUUAAUUGGACCUCUGAACACAAAGCAUUUCCAGAGGGAAUUUGGGGAAGAAAGCAGUGUGGUGAUGGCUAAUAUCCUUUUUAUUAAGGUGACAUUUCAUGUAAUGAUGUCACAAUAAAAUAUGUUGACAAUUUUUAAGUAUUUUUCCUAUGCAAGUGGAUUACAAAAUGUAAUAAAACUGAAACACAAUGACAAGCUUGUUUAUGCAUUGUACAACUUAACGUGAUAUGGCAAAGUAUUGCCGUCACUACCUGUGACAUUUUUCUAUACGUGUAUAAUCCAUAAAAUGUGCAAUUCACAAUAUGUUGGAUUGAUAGUAAAUUGUGAUUUUAAUUUUCUAGCUGUCUCUGGUUUAUGACUGUCGGGGUUCUGUCUGGAAAUUGAGUAAUUGAGGACAAAAUUUUGAUUCCCUUAAAGCUGUUUAAUUUGUAUUUGUUGUAAAGUUUUUGUGUGACCUGUGCCCUGUGGAAAUAUAAUAAAAUUCAAGAGUA